CAAAAAAUAUCCCUUUUUUCUUCCCCUUUUUCUCUAUAUCAUUUUAAUUUUUUUUCAAGAUUCAAAACCUCUUUCAAGAAAAAAUGAACAACACAAUAGGGGAUGAAAUUGAAAGUCAAGAUCACUUAGGUGAAAAAACCUUUGAAAAUUAUAGCUAUGGCAUAGGAUUUUCCCUAUUAAUACUUGUUAUACUUAUAGUCAUCACCUAUUCUUCGUACUUAUAUAUUGGAAAAAGAUCGAGUACCAACAAUUCCUCUUCACAUAAUAUUGCCAACAACUCCAUGACCAAUACAAGCAUAGUUGAAAAUGAAUUGAUUUUCAUUCAACAAGGCCUUGAUGAAGCUACUUUGAGGAAUUAUCCAAAAUUACUUUAUUCACAAGCCAAGGCUCACAACAAAAGGGACUUUGUAAUUUCUUCUGGAUGUUCAAUUUGUUUGGUUGAUUAUAAAGACAAUGAUAAACUUAGGCUUUUGCCUGAUUGUGACCAUAUUUUUCAUGUCAAGUGUAUUGACCCAUGGCUUAGGCUUCACCCUACUUGCCCAAAUUGUAGAAGUUCUCCUUUUCCAUCUCCUUUGCCUACUCCUUUGGCUGAGGUGGUUCCAUUGGCAACAAGGCAAAGUUGACGAGUCGGGAAAAACUUUAUCCGCACCUCAUGUUCUACUAUGUUGUUUUUGACUCUUCAAAAAUCUCGUUAGUUGUGUGUUAAAUGGCGAUAUACGAGUGCGGUAACAUUUUGGAGGGUCGUCCAAGCAACAUAGAUGUUCUGCACGUGAACGUUUAUUAUUUACCCAUGCUAAUAUUUGUUCUCGUCUCAUGUUAUCAUACGAUCAUUGUAUGAUGUAAACACCGGGUGAGGGUAAGUAUUGUCCAAGCUGAGUCCACUACUAUUUAUUUUUCUUUUUUCUUCUUACAAGUCCAUUAACAUAUAUGGUUCUUUGUCUUGUGUUUUUUCUUUUUGAUCAUUUUUCUAUUCUUUUUCUUGCAUAUGUAAAUGAUCCGCAUAUAUUAUUGUACAUGUUAGGUUACUUAAUUUGUAUAUCAUUGAAGUCCUACAAAAGGGAGUUUUGCACAAUUCUAAUAUUUCCUGUUCUUCAAUUUGCUUUCUUGUACAUGGGAUCAUUUGUGUAAAAUUUUAUUUCAAGCAGGCACAAUAUCGCAGAAUAUUUAUCCAAACUCAAUGCUUACACCAUACGAAUGGAUGCAUUAUAUUUGUCUUUAUAUAAAGUUACGCAAAUGGAUCAUGUGUUUUGCCAAUUGC
Molecule: messenger RNA, 1258 nt
Organism: Lycium ferocissimum
Lineage: Eukaryota; Viridiplantae; Streptophyta; Magnoliopsida; Solanales; Solanaceae
Product: RING-H2 finger protein ATL70-like
Exons: 1
Coding region: 84-623 (179 amino acids)
Source: RefSeq, a predicted model, not a curated record